GUGUAUUUUGAUUCUCUCUCCCUCUCUAAAAAAACUUUCUUUCUCUCACUCUAUUUAUAAAUUCGGUCUUUAACUGCUUGCUUUCUCUCCUUUCCUCCCUCCCUCUCUUGUAUACUUUAAAUUGAUUUACUUCUCUUUUUCCCCCUUUAUUUCUUUGUUGUUAUUCAUUCAGCUAUAUAUACAUGUAGAUUGAAUUUUUAUCUCUUCUUUGUGAGGUUUGAUCCAUAGGUAAAAUAGAUAUUUGCUAAAGUUUUCUUUUUUCUCUUCAUUCAACAAGAUGUCACUUAUGCCAAAUCAGAUUCAGGAAUACAAUGGACAUAAGGGUAUCUGGAUGUAUGAAUGCAUCCGCUGUAAAAAGAGCUUCUCUUCAAGCCAGGCCAUAGCAGGCCAUACCAGGUGUCACUUUAAGGAUGGGUGGGUUAAAGGAACAACCCAAAAUAAAAAGUUUGUGAAACUUUCUGAUUUUCAAGAGCAGCUAGAUUCUGCUACUAUUUUAACAAUUUCCAACCAACAUGUUGUUUCUGCAACAACAUAUGAAAAUACACCCUCAAAUUCUCAUCAAUUGCCUAAUAGGGGUGUGCAGAUUAUUGAAAGCCUGGCAGCUCGGCCUUCGCCUCAAGGUUUGUCCAGCAGACGACCACGGGCCCUUACGCAUCCUUUCAAGAUUCGUGAUUUGAUGGUACUAGCUAGGAUCAGAGAUAUUCUUACUGGAAAGAAGCAAGAAGCCAUUUCACGUAUUCUUUCUAGUGCUAUAGAUCAGGUAAAAGAAUCAAGGAAGAAGACAACUGAGGUGGAUGUGAUCACCAUUGAAGACUCGGAUGAUGAGUCCAAAACUAUCUGAUCAUAUGGUUAAAGCAUAUGAUGUAGUUUCUGUAUUAUUUCUUCUUAAUUAAGGUUUUAAAGACUGUUAUCAAAAUGUUACUAAGUGUCAUAUUAAAUAUGAGGAAAAUAUGAUGUAGUUGCUUUUUUAUAUCAUCUAGGAGUACGAGGUUGUCCCUUUA
Capsicum annuum is the source of this 1001-nucleotide messenger RNA. RefSeq lists its product as uncharacterized. Lineage: Eukaryota; Viridiplantae; Streptophyta; Magnoliopsida; Solanales; Solanaceae. The record is from RefSeq and is a predicted model, not a curated record. Bases 278 to 841 code for a protein of 187 amino acids. The transcript is spliced from 4 exons.